This is a messenger RNA of Brachypodium distachyon (stiff brome), 1222 nucleotides long. Its product is annotated as ras-related protein RABE1e. NCBI's taxonomy places the organism in Eukaryota, Viridiplantae, Streptophyta, Magnoliopsida, Poales, Poaceae. The transcript is spliced from 8 exons. Gene Ontology annotation, biological process: protein secretion; regulation of exocytosis. Gene Ontology annotation, molecular function: GTPase activity; GTP binding. The record is from RefSeq and is a predicted model, not a curated record. The coding region runs from base 182 to 835 and encodes 217 amino acids.
CGCGUACAGCUGGACGCUUCGUUUGCUUCUUCCGUCUGCUCGUCUCUCUCCUCCCCUCGCGAAGACAGAACAGCAUAAGAGAGAGAAAAGCGAGAGCGCUGCUGAGCAAAGCCAAAAAUCCCCCCACGAGAGCAAGGCGAGGCGAGGCGAGGCGCGAGAACUCGUCGCCGGCGAGCGUGCCAUGGCGGCGGCCCCGUCGAGGUCGCGCGGUGACUACGACCACCUCAUCAAGCUCCUCCUCAUCGGCGACAGUGGAGUAGGAAAGAGUUGCUUGCUACUGCGGUUCUCUGAUGACACUUUCACUACAAGUUUUAUCACCACCAUUGGCAUUGAUUUCAAGGUUAGGACAGUUGAGCUUGAUGGAAGGCGUGUAAAAUUGCAGAUUUGGGAUACAGCCGGUCAAGAACGUUUCAGAACAAUUACAACUGCUUACUAUAGAGGAGCGAUGGGUAUUCUGCUUGUUUAUGAUGUUACAGAUGAAUCAUCCUUCAACAACAUUAGAAACUGGAUUCGCAACAUAGAACAACAUGCUUCUGAUAAUGUCAACAAGAUCUUGGUGGGCAACAAGGUCGAUAUGGAUGCAAAGCGGGUGGUGUCCACAGCUCAAGGUCAGAAACUUGCAGAUGAGUAUGGGAUUAAAUUUUUUGAGACGAGUGCCAAAACAAAUCAGAACGUGGAGCAAGUAUUCUUUAGCAUUGCAAGGGACAUCAAGCAAAGAUUGACUGAAACUGUCGCCGCCGCAAAUGAGCCCCCAACUAUUCAAAUCAGUAGGCAAGAACCAGAUCGGGCUGGUGGUGCCGCAUCAAGGUGGUCAUCGUCCUGCUGUAACACCUGAUAAAUGCCGUGGCGCAACUGCACGGCUCGUCCUAGCGUAGCUGAUGCAAUGACUGCGAGUUUACCGGCACCAUCUCCUGUGUGUUUACUCCCGUGGCAUGCCAAGAUGUAUAUUUCGCCCAGUUGAUUGAUAUUUAGUUCAGAAGAUCAAUUCUCUGACCAUUGUGGUGUUGUUAUUCCCCCAUUGAGGUGUUUGUGCUUCACUUUGUUAUGAUUUAGCUCUGUCAUUAGCGUUGAUACUCUUAUUUUAGCUCCAGGUUGCCAGAGCAAACAUUUCAACAGAUAAGCUGAUGGAUUUGCUCACUUUAUGUAAACAGAUCUUCUAAGAGACAGCAGUAUCUGAUUGUCUGAAGUCAUGUUUGCACAGUAGUGCAUGCAUGUUGUCUCA